Molecule: messenger RNA, 4513 nt
Organism: Ceratosolen solmsi marchali
Lineage: Eukaryota; Metazoa; Arthropoda; Insecta; Hymenoptera; Agaonidae
Product: multidrug resistance-associated protein 4-like
Exons: 18
Coding region: 11-4426 (1471 amino acids)
Biological process (GO): transmembrane transport
Cellular component (GO): membrane
Molecular function (GO): ABC-type transporter activity; ATP binding; ATP hydrolysis activity
Source: RefSeq, a predicted model, not a curated record
UUAAUGAAAAAUGGGUCAAUAUGUGCGUGAUAAUCCGAGUCCUAGACUCACGGCAAAUCUCUUUAGCAAAUUAUUUUUUUGGUGGCUGAAACCUAUUUUUUAUCAUGGAAAGUCUCGCGAUCUCAAAAACGACGAUCUUCAUGAUACACUUCCGUUCGAUAUCAGUGAUCAGCUUGGUGGUCGCCUGGAAAAAAAUUGGAAAAAUGAAGUGGAAAAUGCGCGUCAAAACGACAGAAAACCAAAACUGGUUAAUGCCAUUAGGAAAAGCUUCGGCUGGUCAUAUUUUUAUUACGCUAGUCACAUGUUCGUCUUGAAUUGUUUAAGGGUAUUACAACCAUUAAUGUUGGGUCUGUUGGUCGAAUAUUUUGAGAUUGGUUCUCAGACAACGAGAGAUGAAGCGUAUGUGUUUGCCUGCAGUUUAGUGCUACUGAUUCUAUUACAUUGUAUAUUGAAACAUCACAUUGACUUGGGUGUUCUUGAGAUCGGUAUGCGUCUCAGAAUUGCUUGUUCCUCUCUUAUUUAUCGAAAGAUUGUGCGGCUAUCAAAUGCAUCGAUGGCUGAGACUCAGGGCGGUCAAAUAAUAAAUUUGUUAUCGAACGAUGUCGUUCGAUUUGAUCCAUUAUUUAUGUACUUACACUACAUUUGGAUCACACCCUUUCAAGGAGCCUUAAUCGCUUAUCUUAUUUGGCGUAACGUUCAACUCUCUUCUCUCACUGGUGUACUACUCAUGACCAUAGAGACUAUUCCAGUUCAAGUUUACAUUGGUAAGAUAACAUCAAGAUUACGAGGAAAAAUUGCAGCGAGGACCGAUGAAAGAGUUCAACUAAUGAGCGAAAUAAUUACUGGAAUUCAUGUUAUUAAAAUGUACACUUGGGAAAAACCUUUUGAACGUCUUAUAUCUCUCGCUAGAAGGAACGAGAUCAAUAUGAUUACUUACAUGUCCUAUCUAAGAGGCAUAAAUAUUGCCUCUAAUGCUUUCAUCGAUCGUACGUGUUUGUAUGUCACAUUGAUGACUUAUGUUCUUAUGGGCAACGUUAUAUCAGCUCAUAGAGUUUUCUCAAUGGUCCAAUACUUCACAAUUUUGCAAAAUCUUCUGGCUUACAAUUAUCCACGAGCCAUUUUUAAUGCUGCAGAAGCUAGAGUUUCUAUCAAACGCAUUGAGAAAUUUUUAAAAUUCGAAGAGAUUAAAAUAAAAGCACCUUUAUUAUCGAUCGAAGACAAUGCUGGCAUAACAUUAAAAAAUAUUACGGCUUCCUGGACAGACAAUUCAAUUGUGAAUACUCUUCAUGAAAUUACAAUGCAUAUAGCACCAAAAAAAUUGCAUGCUAUCAUUGGUUGCGUUGGCUCUGGAAAGAGCUCACUUUUACAAUUAAUACUGGGAGAGCUGCAACCAUCGUUUGGAGAACUAAAAAUUAAUGGUACGAUAUCUUAUGCCUCGCAGCGUUCUUGGCUGUUUCCUGGUACGAUACGCGACAAUAUACUCUUUGAUCAAUCAUAUAACGAGACGCGUUACCAAGAGGUCGUCCACGUUUGUCUGCUUGAGAGAGAUUUUGAACGGCUGGCUCAUAGCGAUUAUACGCAAGUUGGAGAAAGAGGUACGAACCUCAGCGGUGGACAAUGCGCGAGAAUUAAUUUGGCUAGAGCUGUUUACAGAGAUGCCGACAUUUAUAUACUCGAUGAUCCGUUUUCCUCGGUAGAUACUAAUGUUUGUAAAUAUCUAUUGAAUGACUGUAUUAACGGAUAUCUGAAAGAUAAAACUAGAAUAUUCGUGACACAUCGAAUUCAGCUUUUAAAGGAGACUGAUACAAUUUUUUUAUUAAACAAUGGAAAACUAGAGUUUCAAGGAAAAUUUGCAGAUUUAUCUAAAAAACAAUUAUAUUUUUUAAAUGUUCCUGUUGAAAAUGAAAUUAAUGUACCAAUAGAAAUGAAAGAAAUUAAGAAAAAAAAUUACCAUGACGGUAUCUUAUUAAAAUCAAUUGGAAAUUAUGAGCCAACAGAUAAAGAGCCUCAAGAGACAGAAGAACUCAUUGCAAAGGGAAAAAUGAAAACGUCUAUACUAUUAAGAUAUUUUCGAUCUGCAAACUCUAGUUUCCUUCUCGUGACAACAAUUUUAUUUUUUAUUUUAGCACAGGUCAUUAGAAGUUGUUCAGAUUAUUGGUUAGCAUAUUGGACAAGCAGAGAAGAAUUUCGCUUAAAUUCUAUAAAACAGGAAAAAUUAAAACUAACGUCUAACGUAACAAUAAAUUCUACCGAAAAUUCUUUGACAAAUUCAACUACUACAUCGACAAAUCUAAACAAAACUGUUUUAUUCAGUACGAUGUCAAGUUUAUUUUCAACUACAACACAAAAUACGUUAUCAAGAGUAAAGAGAAACGCAUUGUUAAAUUCUUCUGAUUUGUUAUCACAUAAAGUGCCAGAUAUAUUAUUAAAUGUAACUGAAACAUUGUUACCAAAUGCAAUGGCAAGUUCAUCGGUAAAUAAACAAACUUCGUUAUUGAGUGCAACUGAAGAUAUAUCAUCAGAUAAAACUGAAAGUAUAUUAUCAGAAAUAAGUAGACAUUAUAUAUCGAGUCCUACAGACAGUUUAUUAAUAAAUGGAUCACAUGAUUUAAUAUUAAAUUCAACACAAAGUUUAAUGGAUAUUUUUUCCUCUAAUACAACAGAAAAUACAAUUUCAAAUAUAAUAUUAGAUCAAUCGUCAAAUUCAUCAUUAUUUAGUACUGAAAACAUAGAAGCUCCAAGUUAUUCAGAUGUGAACAUUGCUUUAACAAUAUACGGUUGCAUACUUUUAGGAUGUGUUGUUACAGUAAUAAUUAAAUGCUUAUUAUUCUACAAAAGUUGCAUGAAUGCUAGUACUAAUAUUCAUAAUAAAAUGUUUUCUUGCAUUCUACGAACAUCUAUGCAAUUCUUCAAUAAGCAAACUUCUGGACAAAUUCUUAAUCGUUUCUCGAAAGAUACUGGUGCAAUGGACGAAAUUUUACCUAUCACGAUGUAUGAAUCAAUUGAAAUAUUUUCUAUCAUCAUGGGAAUUAUAGUACAAGUCACUAUUAUUAAUUGGUGGUUUCUUCUGUCAAUUAUUAUAACUGGUUUCUUAUAUUGGAAAAUUAGAAAUUUGUACGUAUUCACUGCAUGCAGCAUCAAACGAUUGGAGGGUGCAGCGAAAAGCCCAGUUUUAUCAUACGUUACUGCUUCCUUGGAUGGUCUGGUGACAAUUCGCUCAGGUCGUAGUCAGUCAAUUGUCUGUCGGCGCUUUGAUGCCCAUCAAGAUGCGCAUACACGAGCUCACUUCCUUGGAAUUGCCGUGGCCUCGGCCUUUGGACUUUGGCUCGAUAUCAUCUCAGUUUUUCUCGUUGGCUUUAUCACAUUUGGAUGUUUACUUACUGAUGAAUCGAAUACUUUCGCCGGUAACGUUGGACUGGCCAUUACUCAGACUUUGAUGCUGUGUGGGAUGCUGCAACGAGGUAUUAGACAAACAGCCGAAACGAUGACACAGAUGACGAGUGUUGAGCGAAUAUUACAAUUUACUCGAUUGGAAGAGGAGGGCAAUAAUGAGGUGUUGAGCGUUAAAGAUAAACUGCCAAGUGAUUGGCCAAAAGAAGGGAAAAUUGAAUUUAAACAAUUUUAUUUGCGCUAUGCUGAGGAUCUGGAGCCCGUCCUUAAAAAUGUAAAUCUUGUCAUUAAACCCGGCUCGAAGGUCGGAAUAGUUGGACGUACAGGAGCGGGCAAGUCAUCGUUGAUUUCUGCAUUAUUUCGGUUCGCUCAGUCCGAGGGUCACAUAUUUAUCGAUGGCAUUGAUAUUAAGAACGUCAGUCUAUACAAGUUGCGCAAACACAUUGCAAUAAUACCGCAGGAGCCGAUGUUAUUUUCGGCCACACUACGCGACAAUCUUGAUCCUUUCCACGAGUUUAAAGACACGAGUCUUUGGGCGGCCCUCGAGGAUAUCAAAUUACAUAAAGCUUUCGUGCCUCUCGAUCAUCCUAUUGGGAACGGUGGUAAAAAUCUAAGUGCCGGUCAACGGCAAUUGCUCUGCCUUGCUCGAGCAAUCGUCAAGAGGACUCGCAUACUCGUGCUUGACGAGGCCACAGCCAAUGUAGAUCCAGCAACGGAUUCACUAAUUCGCGAAACGAUUCAUAGCAAAUUCUCAGACUGCACUGUGUUGACGGUGGCACACAGGCUCGAGUCUGUUAUAGACAAUGAUAUGAUUAUGGUUGUCGAUAAUGGUGAAAUUGUGGAAUACGAUCACCCCCACGAGUUGUUGCGAAAGACGGACGGUCACUUGGUAAGGAUGGCGAGACAAGCAGGCAAUGAGAUGCUAGAGUAUUUGAAAAAAGUCUCUGAAGAGACAUACACAAGGCUGGAUAAUGAAGAACUAACGAUUGAUCUUCCCGAUGAAAAAUUAAACAUAAUUGAAAAUGUGAAAAAAUAAUUUCAUUGAAAUUUUAAUGAAUGAGACAGAAAAAUGAUAAAAUUCAGUAGCUUCUUACAAUAGAAAUUCUUCAAAUGUGAUCAUCGA